Messenger RNA from Fomitopsis serialis, 1470 nucleotides. RefSeq lists its product as uncharacterized. The coding region runs from base 157 to 1467 and encodes 436 amino acids. Lineage: Eukaryota; Fungi; Basidiomycota; Agaricomycetes; Polyporales; Fomitopsidaceae. The record is from RefSeq and is a predicted model, not a curated record. The transcript is spliced from 6 exons.
ACGCAUUCAUUCGCUCCUCAGUUGGAUGCACAGACCGGCUGCGUGGAGGAUCCCAAAGUACAUCGCGAACGAGGGUUUACGGAACAUGAGCAUCCAUCUAGCGGUUUUGAGCAGCUACGAACCUUUCCCGGAAGACGUUUGCGGUCUUACAGGACAAUGAAGCACCGGUCCAUCCGGGAUUCCACAAUAGCUCUGGAGACGUGUCGGCGGGUUUAUGUCGGUUCCUUCAGCAAUGCUCCAUUCGGUAGAAACUUGCGAAGGAUGCCUCGAAUUACUCCGAGUCAAGUUCGUGUUCUAGAGGACUUCCAUCCAUAUACGGAGGUCUAUAUUCAUAGCGAGUUCUCGCCACCCGACCAAGCCUCGACAGAUUCAAGUUUUGAGAGCAGUGGUUCCGCCUUUUACUUCACAGCUAGAUCUGCCUUCAGCGAACCCACCGAAGAGUACCAACAGACCAUCUUGCAAGUUCUGGACACGGAGUCCGGCGUGCUGUUCGACAAGGUCUAUCAGGGGUCCAAAGGGACGUUGAAGGGGGAACAACUCGAGGCUGACAUUCUUGACGAACAACAUGCUGUCACUGUGAAACUCGAAUCACCGGGUCGCCUUCGUAGGAACCUCGCUACGGACAACCUCGUUGGAAUGGUCACUCCACCGAUUCCGUCUCUCGUACUCACGCUCCCGACUCCGCAGCUCCCUGCUUCGCCCAUCUUCAUUCCUCAAUCCCCGAUCACGGUCUCCAAGUUCAUAACUGCGGCAGCGGAUCCUCCGAGCUCGGCGCAUCCACCUCGCCAACCUUCGUGUCCGGUGCCCGCUAUGCAGUUCUGUUCUGACUGUGCCUUAGUCCCACCUGACAGCGGCUUACUGUGCUACUCUUGCGAUCAACAAUGGCUGGCGUGCAAAGUAUGGUACCAGGCAAACGACGGCGGGCGAAGACAGCGUCUUACGGAGCCCCACAUCAGACCCGCAGAAAGCAACGCGGCGAACCGGGCACUCAUGGACUUCUUGCGCGCUCCCACUGGGUCUGGCAACUCCUACGGACUGGGCAUUCGAGCUACGCCGGAGGGCAUCAGUCGGAGCAGGUUCAGAAAGCUGGCGCCGUUGCUUGCUAAGUUUACUGCGGAGUCCUCCCUGAGCGUCAUCUAUCGUGAAGAGGUGCUUCCUCUGGCUCGGCGGUUGCGUUUUGUUGUCGACUUGCGCACGCUGGCCGCGAUACCGCGGAAGCUCUGGGCGGCUAUCACCGAUAUCUUGUCCUACAACCUUCAGCUCCUCCGCCAUAUCUUGGACACACUUGCCGAGCUCAACCUUCGCGUGGAAUGCGACGUCCCAAGUGUCUCGGAGUACCUAUGGAUGGUGACUGAAGACUCGGUGGACGACACAAGACUCUUGGAGAGGGCAGCGCAAAGCGCGUCUCGAUUCCCACUGCGGACAAACCGCGUUGUGCGAAGCGCUCACAUGGUACUUACAUUGUAAGGG